CCGAGGCGCACCGUGGACACCCCUGGUUGGUCGCCCUCGCGUUCCCUCCUCUCCACAGCUGCAGCACCUUAUCGUCAUCCUCGGCUGCUUCAUCCUCAUCAGCAGCGCCAGCGCCUCCUUCCUUCCUACCUUCCCCACCGCCGUGGACAUGGCUGCUCAAGAGGAGAAGACUGCUGCUGUCAAGACAGAGGAGCCUUCCCCGCCGGCGGAGCAGCAGCCACAGCCUCAACCAGCAGCAGGGGCGACGCGCAGGGCUGGGCCAUCAUCGGCGCCGGCCAACCCCUUCGACUUCUCCACCAUGAUGAACCUGCUCAACGACCCCAGCAUCAAGGAGAUGGCGGAGCAGAUCGCCAAGGACCCGGCGUUCACGGAGAUGGCGGAGCAGCUGCAGAAGACGGUGGUGUCGCCGCGGCAGGCGGCGCCGGCGGCCGAGGCGGUGGCGCUGGACCCGCACAAGUACGUGGCGACGAUGCAGCAGCUGAUGCAGAACCCGCAGUUCGUGGCCAUGGCGGAGCGCCUGGGCAGCGCGCUCAUGCAGGACCCCGCCAUGGCCACCAUGCUAGGCGGCCUCACCAACCCCGCGCACAAGGAGCAGCUCGAGGCCCGCAUCGCGCGCAUGAAGGAGGACCCCACGCUCAAGCCCAUCCUCGACGAGAUCGAGACCGGCGGCCCCGCCGCCAUGAUGAAGUACUGGAACGACCCUGAGGCUCUGCACAAGUUCGGGCGGGCGAUGGGCGUCGGCCCGUCGAGCGAGGCCGCCGGCGCGGAGCAGGCCGAGGCGGAGGAAGAGGCCGGCGAGGAAGGCGAGUACGAGGAGGAGUCCAUCAUCCACCACACCGCGAGCGUCGGCGACGUCGAGGGCCUGAAGAAGGCGCUGGAGGAGGGCGUGGACAAGGACGAGGAGGACUCGGAAGGCCGGCGAGGCCUGCACUUCGCGUGCGGGUACGGCGAGCUCAAGUGCGCGCAGGUGCUCCUGGAGGCCGGCGCGGCGGUGGACGCCGUGGACAAGAACAAGAACACCGCGCUGCACUACGCUGCCGGCUACGGCCGCAAGGAAUGCGUCGCGCUCCUGGUCGAGAACGGCGCCGGCGUGACGCUGCAGAACCUGGACGGGAAGACGCCCAUCGACGUCGCCAGGCUCAACAACCAGGAGGACGUCCUCAAGCUGCUCGAGAAGCACGCCUUCGUAUAGUCGGCGCCGCCGCCGCCGCCAUCUUCACCGCCUCCAAGCUUGCUUCAUGCCUGCACCCUGCUGCUUUGCUUUCUCGACCGAAACAAGUUUCUUUUCUUCAGUUCAAUUCGGUGUAUGUAUUAAGCAGAGUAUCCACGCCGGAUUUUGCUUGCGUAAUUAAUUGGGUUCGUCGGAUUCCGGUUCUA
This is a messenger RNA of Panicum hallii, 1377 nucleotides long. Its product is annotated as ankyrin repeat domain-containing protein 2A-like. Bases 149 to 1192 code for a protein of 347 amino acids. Lineage: Eukaryota; Viridiplantae; Streptophyta; Magnoliopsida; Poales; Poaceae. Gene Ontology annotation, cellular component: chloroplast outer membrane. The transcript has 6 exons. Gene Ontology annotation, biological process: protein targeting to chloroplast. The record is from RefSeq and is a predicted model, not a curated record. Gene Ontology annotation, molecular function: chloroplast targeting sequence receptor activity; protein binding.